CGUAAAGCCGGCAAGCCAAGCCAAUCCGACGCGAUCCAAUCCGUCUGUCUCAAGAUGGACGACGACAGCUCGCUUGACACUCUGUUGGCGCGGGCGACGAACCCGCUAUGCCGGGAGCUGGACAUGGAUGCGGUGCAGCAACUGUGCGAGCGCAUCCUGCUCGAACGGGACGGUUCCCAUCAGGCAUUGCGUUUUCUCGCCCACAAGAUCCAGUCGCCACAGGAGAGGGAGGCCCUGCAGGCACUGCUGGUGCUGGAGGAGUGUGCCAAUCGGUGUGGGGCCAAGUUCCAAGAUGAGCUGGGAAAGUUUCGCUUCCUCAACGAGCUCAUCAAGGUGGUUUCACCCAAGUACCUGGGCAACCGUGCCUCCCAGCGGGUCAAGCAGAAAAUCAUCGAGGUGCUGUACCGCUGGAGCAUUGAAAUGAAGCACCAUGCCAAGAUUCAGGAGGCCUACCAAAUGCUGAAGCGCCAGGGUGUCAUUGCUGUCGAUCCCGUCUACGUCAUCGAGGAUUACGAGCCAGGCCCCGCGCCAGCACCCAGGUCCCAGAGUGCUGUCUUCGAGGAUGAAGAGAAGUCACAGAUGCUGCAGAAGCUGCUGCAGAGCAAGAACCCCGAAGACCUGCAGGCUGCCAACCGGCUCAUCCGCAACAUGGUCAAGGAGCAGGCGGAUCGGCGCAUGGAGAUGCUGGCGCGGCGCACGACGGAGAUAGAGACGGUGCAUAAUAACGCCAAGGUGCUGAAGGACAUGCUGGCCAACUACCGUCCAGGGGAGAGCUCCGCAGAGGAGCAGGACCUCAUGAAGGAACUGUUUGAGAGCUGUGAGCGCUUGCGUCCCAAGCUGUUCCGGCUGGCUGGAGAGAUGGAGGAAAAAGACGAAGGGCUCAACGAGAUCCUGACAGCAAAUGACGAGCUGACGAAUGUGAUCAACAUCUACAAGAAGACCAUGGGGCUCGAGCCAGCUGUCAACGGAGGGAGUUCCACCACCGCCUUUAACGACACCCACGCUGCAUCAACUGCGCCAGUUGCUGUUGCGGCUGCUGGCUCCCUGCUGGACCUUGGCUCCCCGGGACCCGGUGUUUGUGAGGAACCCAAGAAAGGCCCUAUCGACCUCAGCCUGCUUGAUGACCAACUACUUGCGCUUGGCAUAGGUGAUCCGGGCCCUCCGACUGCGACCAGUAGCAUGGCAGAUCUGGGCUCGCUCUUCUCACCGGGGCUGCCCCAGGGUAGUGCAAACGCCGGUGCUGGGGUUGCGGGGGCUGCCCCGUUUGCGAGCUUUGGGAAUGCCGUUGCCCCGUCGCGGCUGCCAGGUUACUCCCCCUCGCACCAGGCGGUGUCGCAGCCCACGAUGCUGGCGCCCAGCACUGCGAGCGGCCUGCUGUCCUCCCCGCUGCGGCCGACGCCCUCUUACAUUCAGCAGGGGAACCACAUGAACAACAUUGGCAGUGGGAGCAGUAACAACGCCACCACAGGUGGAUCUCUACUGAGCAAGUCACGCGGCCUGGAAGAACUGGAUGCCCUGGGCCAGUCCCUGAUCAAGCAGGCUCUGCCGCAUAACCCAGGCUCCCAGGGAGACUUCCCCACAACGCCACAGAAGAUUCCGCUGAACCAGAUAUCACGGUCCCUGCUGCCGGCUGCGAGCUCCAGCAAUGUUCAGGCUUCGGCAGGAGUCUUCCAGUCUGUGAAUGUUGGCCCAAAGACGCUGCCCCUUGGACCAUCUAUGCUCGCCCCCAUGGAGGGGCAUCCGCCGGGCUCCCCUUCUAAGAUGGCCACAGAUGACAUGCUGAACAACCUGUUUGUGCCCCUGGAGCAGAUUCAGCCUGGCUCACAAGCGCCACUGAACCUCCAUGAGCAGAAUGGGGUGCGCGCGGUGGUACACAUCGCACGAAACCGCCCCCAGGAGCACGUGUCCGUGCUUGUCGUGUCCAUCACAAGUCAGAGCAGCCUGCCUGUCCGCCGGAUUGCCUUUCAGGCAGCUGUGCCCAAGACGAUGAGGAUCAAGGUGCAGUCACCCUCAGCCACUGAGCUACCACCUCACAACCCCAUCCUGCCAGCUGCUGCCAUCACCCAAGUCAUGCUAAUUGCCAACCCCGCCAAAGACAAGGUACGCCUGAAAUACAAGCUGAGCUACACAAUUGAGGAAGAAAGCCACACAGAUUCCGGAGAAGUGGACUGCCCCGUGGACACAGCUGUUGCUGCCACCUCAUGAUGAUGACAGCUGCUCGACAUAAGACCUGAGGACGCCACCACUGCUGCUGGUUGACGACGAUACCAUUGCUGUAACACAAACACACACCUGCAUCUGCUGUGCUUCCACUUCAGCAGCCUUUACAAGUGCCAUCACAUGGUCCCACCUACACCAAUUUUGCAGUGCUUCUUCUAACUUCUUGCGUGCCAUCUAUCCAAAAAGCUUUUUUAAUGCCUGCACCUGGCCUUUCAUUUUAAACCAAUCGAUGGUGGCUCCCUCUUGCCUUCAUGUCAUCUGCUCUAGGUUGUGGUGUCAGCUGGGUGUCGUCUGCCGUUUCUCUUUGAUGCAUAUGGAAAUCUGACAAAAUGCUAUGCUCCCUGUGGCUUGAUCCUUGUCUCAUGUUGUCUGCAAAUUGCAGCACCUGUCAUGAAGCUGGUGUGAUUCGGAGCCAUCAAAUACAGUAGAUUUCUCUUGUAACUGUUGAAGAGAACAAGGAUGGCGGGUUGGAGCUUAUGACUACAAGGGGAAACAACAAUGCCACACUUCAGGCACAGAAAGUGUGUGAUCAUCUCUGAGAACAGAUGGUUGAGCAGACGACGCUUGGAUUUGCUGUGUUGCAGGUGGGCAUACCAGGCUCUGAAGUAGCCUAGCUGCAGAAGCCAUUUUCAAUAUCUGUUGGCAUCUUGGCAAUGGUAGUAAUUGCCUGUGCAUGUUAGGGGACGGGUGGUUGGGACAGUUGCUCAUCAGCGCCACGUUUUCCUUUCCUCUUCUUUUAUUUUUUGUAUGUCCUCCUGGUGCACAGGUGUUCUCAAAAAACACCACAUAAUGCGCAUGCAGUAUACUUAAAGGCGUGACUGUGUUCUGAUUCGCUGGAUGGUGUCAUUGUUUUUUGGUGAGUGCAGUCUGUGCACGAGCUUGAUACAUGUAAGAUUUUGCUUAGGGAAACCUUGAUUACCUUGUGAAUUGAGUGCAUUUGGGCUAGCACCAGCAGGAUGUGAUGCAUGCCAAACUGGGGUAAAGAAAGGAAUUGAUAAUUAGCAGUCUAGCUGUGUUGCUUUAAAGUCUAUCAUAUUAGGAGAGUUGCACUGAUUUGACAAGCCUGUAUUGAAAGCCUGUACCAAAACGUAAUAGGGCUGUUGUUUUCGCUUGCUCUUAGGAAGCUUUGUUUUUUUCAACCUCAAGGCUGGCCUUACAUGCUGGCAAGGUUUUCGUGUUAUGCGGUUCUGACUUCUUGCCUCGACAUAUUUGUCCACAGUAUGCUGUCGUAACAAGUGUGGUCUGUUGUUUCAGUGCCUUGAAUCGUGUGUACUCAAGGAGCUUUUAACCAAGAUGACCAACAUUUUUGUUGUAGGAUCAACUGUAAUGAUUAACAAGCUAUUUAUAGGCAGGUCUGCGUAAAUGCAUUUCCCGCUUGCAUGCUUCACAUGAGAAAUUCAGCAUGGUUUUCUUUUUAAACAAAAGGAAAGAAGAAAUUACUGAUGUUUUAAGUAGACACAGUUCCUUUUAUUGUUGGGCAGAAAAUUAAACACAUGGGAUUGCAUCAUAAUGUGACUGCUGCAUAGGUUUAGAGAUUUUGAUCACACACUAAAAGCUUUUAUUCAAACGUCAAGAAAGUUUGAUGUUAAUUUGUUAGUGUGGGAGAGAUUGAAGUAUUGCAAAUAGGAACUUUCCACUUUCGAAGUACUGUGAACAAGCUUUAAUUUAGGCCUAACUUAAAAGUUAGGCCUAAACCUAAGCCUAACUUAUUUGGAAGAGUUAUUUAUUUACCCACAUGCAACACGUGUUGCCUUCUUUGAAAAAGUGGAGAAGGCUGUAUGUGCGUUAAGAUCAAAUGCUGAACAGAAACCAUUUGAGCACAGUUAGUUUUCUUCCUCACUGCAAAAACAGUGAAUGCAUUAUAAAAGAGGAAAGAAAGGUGCAUGUCAGAAUUGGGCGAAUGCUGUUUAUAAUGUGCACUGUUUGUGAGAGUAUAUAAAAUUACAAUGUAACAGUGUUUUUCACUGUUCUCUACAAGAGUCAUAUCUGUAUAUGUGGCGGUUGGUGUGUAAAAGGAGCCCUCUGAGCUGAGGUAGCAUGUUUAGAAAAACGUGUGCAAACCUGUCACAUAUCUUACAAGGGCAGAGAAGGUAGCUAUGAGUGUACGUUGUGUCCACUAAACUGUGCUCUGGGGCCUUUUUCACAUGUUGCAUAAUUGUAUCUGUGAAGGAGGGCGAUAAAGACGACACACAUUGGAGUAGCGGACCGCCAGCGCACUUACACAGCCUACAGCUGACAUUGCAAAAUCGAAUGAACUAUCGGAUGCCUUUAACGCGAUCCUCGAGGUUACUGUCGAGUGCUGCUCAGUCAGCCAGUGAUGUUUUUUUUUUUCUUAUUUGUUUGUGGUGGUCAGAAAACUGCUUUGUGAAAGUGAGUAGAUUCAUGAACACCAGAUUCAUGACAGAGCAGCAACAUUGUCAUGAGAGCAAGUUCAGCAACCCCAAUGUGAGCUUGUAGAAGGCUGCUUGAGUUUUUUUAUCUGUAGUGCAGACUUAAAGUGGCGGUUCCACUGAAGUAGCUCCCAUCUAUUUUACCAACAUACAGUCUUGCGCAAGGCUUCUUGUAUUCUGAUGGGCUGACAUUGCCAGCAGCUCUGGCUUGACUGUUUUAUUCUGUUUAAAGGCCAACUGCAACAAGGUUUUGGACCAGAUAAAAAACCUGGCUUCAAUUUGAAAUGAGAGUGGUUAUGUGACCAAAAAGCUUGCAAAAGUAGACAUUUUUUAUACCAAAACUGGAAAAAAAAAUUCCAUUGCCACUCACCAGGACUAAUAUAUGACCCGAAACAUCCAGAACCAGCACAGCUCCUGGGCAUGAACUCUGAGAUUAUGUGGCGCAUGUGGCAUGCUGAAACAUUUCAGAUAAGAAAAUUAUACCAUUACCAGUCGUGCAGAUUUGCCAAGAUUGCUUCAAUAGUAUAUCAGUAUUACCCACACAUUGCCCAAUUAGCCGGAGUGAGAUUUCGUUGCACUUGGCCUUUAUAAAGGAAUGGAGGAAACCCUGUAGUCUAGAGAGAGAUUUCGUGUGUUUCCUAGUGUUGGGUGGCAGUUUCUUCGAAAUCAGCCAAUAACAAUGCUAAGCCAACGAUGACUCAUGCUAAGAACUCCAAUAGCCACUUGCUAUGUCUUUAUCAGUUUUGGAAACUCGAUGGUCACAAUUAGAACUUAGUUGCAGGGCUGCGACAUGGAUCAAUUCUUAAUCCCAUAUUCCAGAAUGUCCCUCCACUCAACGCUUCACCUCCUCGACUCAGGAAAGUGGAUGGCAGCGCUGCCCUGCAACUGAAGUGGUUGCUGCAUGUCAGUGACACCCCACAGCGAUCCCCGAGGAAAAAAAAAAAUUGUGCCCAGAUGCUCUCAGCAUCUACUGAAAAUGCACCUUCAACUCCACAAGCUACUCCUCGUCAUGGGAAUCAUUGAGGAGUGCAGUUGAAGCUGAGCGCUUGCUUCAACCAAAGGGCAGCGCUGCGCUGCGCUCAGUGGAGUCAAAGAAGCGCUUCGCAUCAGGGCUUGUUUCAGAACACAGUGCCCGCAGUUGAGUGGAGCCACUGCUGAGGAUGAAACAAAAAGUAAUUACGCAGACAGAAAGCUGUAGUUAAAAUGGACUUGCCAAACUUCAAUUCGUAUUUGCGUCUGGUGAACAGAGCAUUCCUGGAAGUGCACAACAUGCAUUUGUUAAACACGAGUGCAAUUUAGGGGCCCUACAGUCUAAUUUCACUGUACACGUUAGGCAGCUGACAGAUGUCCCCUUGGGCUUCCUCACAGAUGUCAAACGUUUGCCUAAAGAUCAGCAUUCAAGAGAAGCCUGGUGUCAUGUGUUGUGAGUUCAAGGUCGUUUGCACGUUUAGCAAAGAACAUCCUAGAAGUGGCAACUUGGAAUUGGCAGUAGGUUAAUGGUAUCAUGGUUGCAUUAUCCUUGUAGUAGGAGGCAUUCAGUUCCAGGAUGAUUGCAUUGCCUUUCAGUGCGGCAUUUGUUGCAGCUGUAUUUGUGCAGCUUUUAAUAUUGAACUAGGGGCUGUGCAUUUAAUGUACUAAGCACUGCAUUGUCCUGGCGGUGCCUUUAAUUUUUUUUUUGUGCUCACAUUAUGCAUUGUGCAAAACAGCUCUAAAGAAAGAGGUAGGUUGAGAAAGAACUGGCAAGAUCAAGCUUGUAAUUUAUUUCUGGGCCAUCUCUUUUUAACGUUGCUUUGCAUCACAAUUUUAUAAAAUGAACUGGCUCACCUGUCAAUGUUAUCAUUUACUGUGCUUGUUGAAUUAGUGAGAGUGCCUGCAUGUCUAGUUUAUGUCCAGGAAAAGGAAUAUGCAUUCCAAGUCGCUAAGACAUAGGGUGCUUUGAGUUUAGUGGUUUAACUCUGUGACUUCCUCUCUGCAAGCACAGUAAAGUUGCUGUUGGGAUUUUGGGAAGUUUUUGCAAAGAUAGUUUCUACAACUGACAUGGUAUGUUGUGAAUGCUUGCAGAUGAUGAGGCUCCUUUUUUGUUUUUGUGCAAAUUGAGAAAUUGUGCAAAAGGAAUGUCAUCGUUUUUUGUCGAUAGAACAUGUACUGUUUUGCCUAUACCUCUUGGGCUGUACGAAGGACAAUGAGAAGACCUUGUUGAGGGUAACAGAAUUAGGUGCCGCGCAUAGGCAUGCACAUUCAUCGCAGAACAUUAAUCGUAACUUCUCGACCAUUCUUGGAUGAGGGCCUAUGCUCGUGGCCACCAGCAGUGUAAGGAGGACAGAAUCCUCUCAGAAUUUUAUUUUGUGCUUCCAGUAUUUAUUUGCAGUACUUGUCUCCUUGUGUUUAGUGUAGGUGUUGGAAGAAGCAAUAGAAAGUGCCAGAGAAUUUGUUUUUGUCUUUGAAUAUGCAUUUUCUUUUGCUAUAGACUUUGGCAGGCAUCUUAGGAUGGUAUCUGCACAGCUUGUGAGAGAUCAAUAGUGAAACACUUCAUUGAAAUUUAGACUUUGCUGCUGGAAAAGUAAUUCAAGUUAAAUUGCUCCAAGUGCCUACGACUAGACAUGUUGACACAAACGUGUGCGUGCUGACAGCAUAGCAUACACGUUCCUCUCGAGCUACAUCAUGACAUUGCACCGAGUAUUAAUUUUGCACUAGAAGUAUUGUCAAUACUGCAUGCCGGCUCGCGUAUUCUUUACCGUGCAACACAAAACAUACAAGCCACCUGCACCACAUUGCCCCAAAAGUUUUUUUUUUUUUUUGGUUCUCUGAACAGGAAUGUUUGGAGGCUAAGUGGGACUGUACUCUGGCACAAGGAGUGAAGAGGUGAAACUAGACCAUGAUCAUUGUCACCUUUCAAAAAAGGUUUCAUCGACAAGACAUUAAGCCACAAAGCUCUUAGAAAAGUAGCUUCUUUUUAUUAAUGACAGAUUGUCUUAAUGACAGAAGAACUUGUAUGGUUUGGUAAUCCAGCAGAACGGAGCUUAUAUAUUGUUCUCAGUGGCCACUGCUGAAUGCGUGCUUUCUUCAAGACGAGUGCUGCUGUUGAAUCAUGUGAGAACACUAUCACAAAAAGGAAAGGCACUCCUCUGUCUAGAUCAGGUGGUAAUAGCGCUUCACACGUGUGAGGUACUGACAUAAGUGCCCUGUAACUGAUGCUAGCCUAUGUGGCUGGCUUUAGGUUGUAGAACAGAUGAAAUGGAAUGUUAAUGUUGCAUGGUUAGCUACUGCUGUGACAUCGUAGAAGGCCUGUACUUCUUCAGGUCCGCGCACAUGUCUGGACGGGCAAACAUGCAGUUUGCUUUGGCACACUGCAGUUAGUGCAGUGGGAGGAAGGAAGCAUUCCAUACCACUGGGAUAGGGGACACAUCAAACUUUGAGCUAGUCAUGUCUCCGUUGAGGGGAAACUACUACUACCUAGGGUAUUGCAAUUGAAAAGAAUGGAUGCCUCUUUUUCUUGUCUAUGUGAGUGUUCUUGUCAGUCUGUGUGUGUAUGUCUGCUACUAUAUUUUUCUUGCUGCUCCCUCAACUUACACUCCAGUCGCGUAUAUUAUAUUUUUCUCCUCUCCUCCCUUGUAAAAUACACUCCCUGCUUCUCUCUCACCUGUUUGUUGAAAAGAAUAAACGGUUUAUAAGCACA
Messenger RNA from Dermacentor andersoni, 8286 nucleotides. It is a transcript of the gene Gga, whose product is annotated as ADP-ribosylation factor-binding protein Gga. The record is from RefSeq and is a predicted model, not a curated record. Gene Ontology annotation, cellular component: trans-Golgi network. Gene Ontology annotation, molecular function: small GTPase binding; ubiquitin binding; phosphatidylinositol binding. NCBI's taxonomy places the organism in Eukaryota, Metazoa, Arthropoda, Arachnida, Ixodida, Ixodidae. Gene Ontology annotation, biological process: protein localization to cell surface; Golgi to plasma membrane transport; intracellular protein transport.